Messenger RNA from Ramularia collo-cygni, 2634 nucleotides. RefSeq names its product probable DNA replication licensing factor Mcm7. Gene Ontology annotation, cellular component: nucleus; MCM complex. The transcript has 2 exons. Gene Ontology annotation, molecular function: single-stranded DNA binding; ATP hydrolysis activity; ATP binding. Lineage: Eukaryota; Fungi; Ascomycota; Dothideomycetes; Mycosphaerellales; Mycosphaerellaceae. Gene Ontology annotation, biological process: DNA strand elongation involved in DNA replication; DNA replication initiation; double-strand break repair via break-induced replication. The coding region runs from base 1 to 2634 and encodes 877 amino acids. The record is from RefSeq and is a predicted model, not a curated record.
AUGGCGCUCCUGACCUACAAGAACAUCGUCGACUACCAGGAGCAGACGGCGGCUUUCAAGGACUUCCUCCAGAAUUUCAAGGCAACUGAGACUGAGGAUGCGCUCGAGGAUCUGCGCAUCGAUGGCGACGCGGCGAGCGAAGAGUACGACUUCAUGGACGAUGCAGAGGAUGGUGCACAGAGCAGACGCAGAAACAAGUCGAAGCUAAAGUACAUGAAUAUGUUGCAAAAUGUCGCAGACAGAAAGAUCAGUCAAGUGUUGAUCGAUCUGGACGAUUUGAACGAAUAUGAGAAGAGCCUGGACGACGAAGCAGCAACCUCCCUGAAGCUCGUCCAGUCAAUCGAGACCAACGCACAUCACUACAUUGAAAUCUUCUCGCGAGCAGUGGACGCGCUGCUUCCCAAGCCGGAAAAGGAGCCGAAUUUCAAGGAUGACGUUCUCGAUAUUAUCAUGAGCCAGCGAGAAAAGCGCAACGAGGCGGUGCGGGAACAGCAGGAUAACAACUUGGAGGGUGGGAUUCCAGAGUCAAUUUUCCCCCCAGAGCUUACGCGGAGAUACACCCUCAACUUCAAGCCUUUGACGCUCUCCGAAUCGAGUAGUGAGAAGAGCGGAAAGGCCAUGGCUGUGCGACAGGUACGCGGUGAGCAUCUUGGACACUUGAUCACCGUUCGUGGUAUUUCUACCCGGGUGUCAGAUGUCAAGCCAUCUGUCCAGGUCAACGCAUACUCCUGCGACCGUUGCGGCCACGAGAUCUUCCAGCCCGUCACAUCAAAACAGUUCACUCCGCUGGUGGAGUGUACAUCGCCAGAUUGCAAGGACAACAAUGCCAAAGGCCAGCUUUUCUUGUCAACGAGAGCUUCCAAGUUUCUACCUUUCCAGGAAGUCAAGAUCCAGGAAAUGGCUGACCAGGUGCCCGUGGGCCACAUUCCACGACAGCUGACGAUCCACUUUCACGGCGAGCUUGUCAGACAAGUCAAUCCAGGUGAUGUCGUGGACAUUGCUGGUAUUUUCAUGCCAACCCCAUACACCGGCUUCCAGGCUAUCAAAGCUGGUCUCCUCACAGAUACCUACCUUGAGGCGCAAUGGGUACGACAGCACAAGAAGGCCUACGAUGACAUGGUUCUGGCUCCCACCACGAUCAAGCGCAUGACAGAAUUGGAACAAUCUGGACAGCUGUACGAGUAUCUCAGCCGAUCCAUUGCACCCGAAAUCUUCGGCCAUUUGGACGUCAAGAAGGCACUGCUUCUCCAGCUUAUCGGUGGUGUAACGAAGGAGAUGGGUGAUGGUAUGCGCAUUCGUGGUGACAUCAACGUUUGCUUGAUGGGUGAUCCUGGUGUCGCCAAGUCUCAGUUGUUGAAGUACAUCACCAAGGUGGCUCCUCGUGGUGUCUACACUACUGGACGUGGAAGCAGUGGUGUUGGUUUGACCGCUGCUGUGAUGCGUGACCCGGUGACUGAUGAGAUGGUUUUGGAGGGCGGUGCGCUUGUUUUGGCCGACAACGGUACUUGCUGCAUUGACGAGUUCGACAAGAUGGAUGACAGUGAUCGAACGGCGAUCCACGAGGUUAUGGAACAGCAGACCAUCUCCAUUUCGAAAGCUGGAAUUACGACCACCCUCAAUGCAAGGACGGCGAUCCUUGCAGCGGCUAACCCGCUAUAUGGCCGCUACAACCCUCGCAUUUCUCCCGUGGAAAACAUCAAUCUGCCAGCUGCAUUGUUGAGCAGGUUCGACGUGCUGUUCUUGAUCCUGGAUACACCGAACAGAGACUCUGAUGAGGAGCUAGCGCGCCAUGUGACCUUUGUUCACAUCAACAACAAGCAUCCUGAGCCGCAAGGGGGAGGUCUCAUCUUCUCACCAAACGAGGUCCGACAAUGGGUAGCUCGCGCACGCUCAUUCCGACCGGUGGUGCCCAAACAGGUCUCGGACUACCUUGUCGGUGCCUACGUACGACUGCGGCAGCAACAGAAGCGUGACGAGGCCGGCAGCAAGACGUUUACUCAUACAUCACCCAGAACACUUCUCGGAAUUCUUCGUCUAUCACAAGCACUAGCUCGACUACGAUUCGCCGAUGAGGUCAUCACCGACGACGUGGAUGAGGCUCUGCGGUUGAUAGAAGUAAGCAAAUCCUCACUCUACGACGACAACAGAGAUAGAAGAGGGGACCAGUCCCCAAGUACCAAGAUCUUCAACCUCAUCCGUGGAAUGCGCGAGAGUGGUGCUGCUGCGACUGGAGAGGGCCGCGGCGAGCUUGAUAUGCGACGAGUACGGGAACGUGUUUUGGCCAAAGGUUUCACUGCCCAGCAAUUGGAGUCUGCGAUUGACGAGUAUGCCAGCAWUGAMGUAAGCGACUUCUCCUUGGCUCUCAUUCUGACAUGGACGCUAACACACCGCAACAGAUUUGGCAGACUGCGGCAGAAGGAACGAGGUUGGUGUUCAUCGAUUCCGGAGAGGAUGACGAAGAUAUGGGUGACGAGGACGUUUGAUCAGCCGCAUGAGCGAGAAUCGAUUGCGAGGGUGUUUGGUGUUGGCCAUAGUGCCGAUGGACAGGGUACAUUUUUCACAGGUUUCACGGAGAUAGCCAAGAAUAAAAGAGGCCGCCCAUUGGUCUUCCUUUUCUCGAAGCUCGUUGGAUGA